GGCAGGGCGAACUAAGUGAGCCCUGGCUGCUGGAGCUGUUCUGGUGCUGUCAUGGCUACCCUAGCCCCGCUCACCCCACCAACCUCAUCGUAGCCCAUCGUGAGAUCAGUCAGCGCAGGGUCACGCGCUUUCGUUGCUUGUCCAGUACACACCUAUAGGCACGUCACACCACCUGAGAAAGAAAAACAUGGCGCCCGACUUGAACACCCUGCCCGCUUCCCCUCAUGCAUCGCCCUCGCCCCGCAACCAGUCGCCGACAAACUCACUCACCAUGGCUACUUCACCGCACUCGCUCGCUGCCACUGCCGCCAUGAAUGCAGGCAUCCACAAUGAAGAGACGCGCCGACCCUCUUCAGGUAGCAUGCGCAGGGACGUAGAGCGCGCCCGUCGCCGAUCAAGCAUCCGCAUGAACCUCAACUUGAACGACCCAGCUAUCCCAGCGCCUGGAGAAAUGCAGCAGAGUCCAUCCUCCCGCAGCAGAGGCCCAUGGCCGCAUAGCCCGCACCAUGAGCGCACUCCUAGCCUGGGCGAGCUCCACCAAGAGCUAGAGUACGAGCAGGAAGGGCAGGUGAACCGCCUGCUCAACAUGAUCCGCAGCCAGCAAGCCCAGAUCAACACUCUCCAGGCCAACCAGCCGCAACCUUCUGCUUUCGCUGUAGAUGAUGGCACACCAACCUCGGAGCGCUCCAUGUCUAUCCCUCCGUCGCUCUCACAUUCUACACACAUUUCUCCACCUGUCACUUCGCCUUUGCCGUCUGCUGCACAACCACGGUCUCGCUCGCCCUUUGGCUUUGGUACCAUCAGUCGUCAAUCGUCUUUUGCGGACCGUUCCCGCCACAGCAGCCAUGCCGGCUCUCCGGCUCUACGACCUGUACCAGGCCAAGCAGGACCCUACGAUUCCCAUGAUAUGCUCCCCAGCCCAGCAGCGACUUCAAGAGACGAGAGUGCCUUCUACCAGGCCGAGACCCAGAAUCUGACCCGGGAAAACCAGAUGCUAAAGCUAAGGAUAAGAGAACUUGAGCGCCAACUAGCAGACCAGAACCCCACCAGCCAAGUCACCCAUUCGCCCACCGUCCACUCCGGUCUUGCUCCUGCUUCGACUCACGAAAGCACAGAUCGGAGUAGCGAGGGCGGUCAGCCGCCUGCGUCCACAGAGUAGGACUUUUCGCUAGACUGUGUUUCACGGGCGUUCGGUUCAGGUGCCUCCUCUCAUGACAUUGAUGAAGCGUGUUGGCGUAGGAAAAAAUGAUGCUGCAUGGUUAAACGGCGUUUGAAGUAAUUCCGAGUAACGAGUGGUGAGCAUGAGCUCCUUCCUAGCAAUCCUCCAGGUGCAGUCAUGGUUGUGAAUGGCAAUGUAUCCUCUCCACUUUUUCUUGUUCUGUGUGCGGAAGAAUAUAUUCCUUACUUCUCACCUUGCUCCACGGAACGGCUGGCCGAUGUGUUGCUACAUGGAUGAUGCAACCGAUGACUGAUCCCAGCGCCAGGGAAAAUCCAUGCAUCUGUCCCGACCCUUUCUUGCCAUCUGUUCAUUCCAUUUUCUUCAUUCUCCACCUUGGCGUAAGCGAUGCGCCAAUAUAUCGAAAUCGCGGUAUGGGCUCCCGAGGUGUCUAAGACAUGAGUCGG
Messenger RNA from Alternaria alternata, 1623 nucleotides. RefSeq lists its product as hypothetical. Bases 188 to 1159 code for a protein of 323 amino acids. NCBI's taxonomy places the organism in Eukaryota, Fungi, Ascomycota, Dothideomycetes, Pleosporales, Pleosporaceae. The record is from RefSeq and is a predicted model, not a curated record. The transcript is spliced from 3 exons.